Marchantia polymorpha subsp. ruderalis is the source of this 1626-nucleotide messenger RNA. NCBI's taxonomy places the organism in Eukaryota, Viridiplantae, Streptophyta, Marchantiopsida, Marchantiales, Marchantiaceae. The record is from the annotation of a GenBank genome assembly.
AUGCCUCGGAGGAAGCUGUGGAUUAAUUUUGUCGAAGAAAAGGGUGCUCGCCAUGUUCUUCACCCGCUCGAACGUCGGGAUAUUAAGCGUUUCAAGCCCUCUGCGCGUGUCGUGCGGCUGGCGGAGUCACCCAUGAGGUUUCUCCUCGUCCUGGCGCUAUUGAGCUUUGUGCGCUUGACCCAGGCGGCGAUGGACAAGACGAUAAAACCACUGCCGCAGAUUUCCUUCUCUUUCGCCGAAUUCACACAAAGCCGAGAGGAGGAACUAAAUUUCGAGGCUAAGGCAAGGAUUGGCAACAUGACGCUAAGGAACAAUGUGCUGGAGCUCACGCCGGGUGCGGAAAGCUACGAGAACACGAAUAGAAACUCCAAGGCCGACGUGAAAGGUAGUGUUUUCUACAAGCAGCCGCUGCGUUUCGUAGGUGCAUACUCCACCGCUUCCUUCAGAACCUCCUUCACCCUCGUCAUGAAACCAGUGUACCCGUCCGACACCGGAGACGGCAUCGUAUUCGUAAUCACCUCGCAGCCGAAAGGCAACGGGGAUUCGUGGGGCAAUUUCGGCUUCUUCCACCAUGGGCGGAGGAAGCACGCGACUCUAGCGAUCGAGUUCGACUCGUUCAAAAACCACGAGUUGUUCGACAUCGAUUCCAAUCACGUGGGGGUGGAUUUGGACGACCCUGUGUCCAAAGCGCAAGUCAGUGCUCACAGUGUGGGCAUCAGCCUCAACAAUGGCAGGCCGAUCACUGCCUGGAUCGACUACAGCGCUCCUCAAGAAUUACUGGAGGUGCGCAUUCAAAUCGGCACGUCCAACCGAUCCAAACCCGAGAAAGCUCUGAUCGUCCUACCCUUCGCCACGCGAGAGGUGAUGGAGCAAGACAUGUGGGUGGGAUUCAGUGCCGGCACCCAUUACGGCUACAACCAACUGCACUACAUCUACUCUUGGUCCUUCAGUGUCGAUGACAUUGAGCCCGGCCACAAACGCGCACUCCUAACCAGAACUGGCAAAAUCAUCCUCAUCGUUGUUCUCUGUGGUUCCUUCCUCAUCUUGUCGCUCGGCUUGCUCGGCUGCCGGCACUGUCGGGCCCAAGAAGAGCCGCCUGCAGAUUUGGAGGAGGAUAAGCCUUGGGGCAAGAGACUGGCGGGCAUGGUCCUGGGGCCAGGUGAGAGUGGACCCGAGGAGACUUGGGAUCCAGAGGACGAUGUCCCAGGGGUGAUGGCAAACUGCCUUCCCUUUCAAAGCAAGAAGUAUCACGAGGACGAUGAAGAGAUAGAACCUGCACCGCGUCAGGGAUGCUUAUCUCGAAUGAUGUCUUCUCCUCGUCAUGCGGACCAGUCCCCUGGAGAUGAUCAACUCCAAUCGGAUGAAGAUGCAAUUAUGUUCAGCAACACCAUAUACACCUCCGAUGACGAGGAGAAUGACAUCAUCCCCGUUUAUCCUUACGAUGCUUACCCUGACGAAAGAAUCGACUCCAUAGCGUACAGCAAGCCACGACCUUAUAAACCCGCCAAUCCUCAAUCCAGAAAUGAAGAGUAUAGGCACCUCCAAAACUGCAGCGAAGUUUAUAGCUCCAUGGAAGUCACCCUAUAUGCAGUCGCAAUUCACAGUGCUAGUCUCAGGACCCAGUAA